Molecule: messenger RNA, 2829 nt
Organism: Cucurbita maxima (winter squash)
Lineage: Eukaryota; Viridiplantae; Streptophyta; Magnoliopsida; Cucurbitales; Cucurbitaceae
Product: MND1-interacting protein 1-like
Exons: 2
Coding region: 316-2616 (766 amino acids)
Source: RefSeq, a predicted model, not a curated record
UUUGUGCAUACCCGACCCGGAAUAAGCUCUUCUGCAUGUCCUUUCUCUUCUCUCUUCAUCCUCCCCAUUAUAUACCUUUCUCUCUCUUGCGCACUGCCCCCAUUUCAAUUUCAGCAACUCACACCAAAUCAAUCGCCGAUCUUCUUCAAACCCAGUGAGUUUCUCUGGUUAUUCAUCAAUAAUUUCAUUAAUUACGUUCCAAUUUUGAUUGAAAUACUAUCAGUUUCUCAAUCGACUGUAAAUCUCCACGACUCUUCAAUCUCUUCUUUGAGUUUUGUUUCCCUUGUUUUCAUUCGUAUUUUCAAACGAUUGUAAAUGGGUUGCACGGUGAGAGAUAAGCAUGUUCGUACGAAUCGGAGGCCUCGAUCGGUAAAACCCGAAUUCGAUCCGUGUUGUCACCAAGAACGAGCUUCACUUCCCAAAUCUGUACUUGAAUCGGGUUCCAAGCCGUUGGAUUAUCAUAUAGGGCUUGACGAUUCGAACCAGGAUAACGCUGUUACCUCAAACUGUAAUUCCGGUUCCAGCUUGGAUGAUCUUGGAUGGGGUUACUGUACGGAGGAGCAAUUGGAGGAAAUUUUGAUGAAGAAUUUGCAAUUUGUUUAUACUGAAGCUAUUUCUAAGCUUGUUGCAUUGGGUUAUGAUGAGGAUGCUGCGAUGAGGGCGAUUUUGCAAAAUGGGCAUUGCUAUGGUACCAUGGAUGUUCUAACAAAUGUGCUGCAUAAUUCGCUGUCGUUUUUGAAUGGUAACAACAACUCUGAUAGUGCUAGCAGCGAGGCUGUUGCAGCUGCUUCUGCUGCUGCCGCUGCCGCUGCUGCGGCCGCUUCUGCUGAUGGUGUUGGUAUUGGACCCAUCGGUAAUGGUAAUGGUAUUGCUAUUGAUAAUGUUAAUGCUAAUUUGGUUGUGGAUGAUCCUGAGCCUGCGUUCUCUGAUAUAAGGCAAUUGCAGGAGUAUUCUUUGGCUGGUAUGGUAUGUUUGUUGCAACAAGUUAGGCCACAGUUGACUAAAGGAGAUGCUAUGUGGUGUUUGCUUAUGAGUGAUCUUCAUGUCGGUCGGGCAAGCACCAUGGAAAUUCCGGUGCUUCCUUCAGCACCAAGUAAUGUUAAUGGUGACGCAUCUGGUGGCAAUGGUGAGAAUGUUAGUAACCAACCAGUGGGAUUUUUGGAACCAUCUCUUUGUAAAUUUCAUGGUGGUUCAGGUUUUGGAAACAGUGGAGGUUCUGAAUUCUCUGCUAAUGGUUUUCUGUCUUAUUCUCCUGAUAUGGAUUUACAUAGAGAUAUUGAGUGUCCAAAGAGGUUUAAUCUUUCUCCUUCAAUGAAGUCGUUGUUGAAGAGGAAUGUGGCUGCAUUUGCUGCUGGUUUUCGAGCAAACUCGAAACACCUUACAGCACAGACUCAAGCUUGUGCAACUGUCUUGCCAAGUGAAAUUCCCCCUGUCGUACAAGGUGCUUCGGUAGUUCCAGUGGAGAAAAGUGAGGAGUCCCAGAUUCCAAAGAACCAAGAUGCUGUAAAUUCAAUGUUGAAUAAAUUUCGCGAUUUGAAGAUUUAUGAGAAUUUGGAUUUUGUGGCAGACGAUAAAAAGGAUGAAGUGAUUGUAAAUCUCUUGCAUCAGAUUAAAGAGCUUGAGAGACAAGUGAAGGAGCGGAAAGAUUGGGCGCAUCAAAAGGCAAUGCAAGCUGCUAGGAAACUGAGUCAUGAUCUCACGGAGCUUAAAACGUUGAGGAUAGAAAGGGAAGAGACCCAACGCAUGAAAAAUGGCAAACCGACUUUGGAGGACACAACAAUGAAACGGCUAUCUGAGAUGGAGAAUGCGUUGAGAAAGGCCAGUGGUCAGGUGGACCGUGCAAAUUCAACAGUACGACGACUUGAGACAGAAAAUGCAGAAAUUAGAGCAGAGAUGGAAGCUUUAAAGUUAAGUGCCUCCGAGUCUGUCACAACUUGUUUGGAGGUUGCAAAGAGGGAGAAAAAAAGCUUAAAGAGACUAUUGGCCUGGGAAAAGCAAAAAACAAAAUUACAGGAGCAGAUUGCAGAGGAGAAGGAUAAGAUUUCAAGGUUGCAAGAUGAAAUGGAGAUGAUCAAGGUAGCUCAAAAAGAGGCUGAGGCUAGGUGGAGGCAGGAGUUGAAUGCUAAGGAAGCUGCCAUGGCACAAGUGGAAGACGAAAGACUUCGUAAAGAGGCAGCAGAGGCGAGUAGUAAAAGAAAGCUCGAGGCAUUACGACUUAAGAUAGAGAUAGAUUUCCAGCGCCACAAGGAUGAUCUCCAAAGGCUUGAACAAGAACUUUUGCGUCUAAAGGCAUCUGCACAAUCUAUUGACUCACACCAACCCUCCAGUAACACACCUAGAGGGAAUUCCGAGGGCGUAAAACCCCAGGGAGAAACAAUCGCGAAAAUGCUUCGGGAAUUAGAUAGCUAUGAGGAAUCAACGGAGGAAGGCGUCAACCACGACCGCGAAUGCAUGAUAUGUAUGAGAGGUGAGGUCUCCAUUGUUUUCUUACCUUGCGCUCACCAAGUUCUGUGUGCGAGUUGCAGUGAUAGUUACGGGAAAAAGGGUAAAGCAGCAUGCCCGUGUUGUCGGGUUCCGAUAGAACAGAGAAUCCGAGUUUUUGGUGCGAGUUCAUAGAAGAAUAGUAAGAGUUGUCUCAAGUGCAGCAUUUCUUUGUUAAAAACACAGCAUUUCAGUGCGGUGCAGGUAUUGGGUAGUUUGUAUACCUUUGAAUAUGUUUACAGUUUACUGAAUAUACUUGGUUGAACAUGCUUCUGGUCUGGUAUAUCAAAAAUGGCUAUCAGUGUGUAUAAAUAAAAUGAACAUAUGGGGUGUGAUGCCCUUUGUCUA